This is a messenger RNA of Bradysia coprophila, 1219 nucleotides long. Its product is annotated as vitrin-like. NCBI's taxonomy places the organism in Eukaryota, Metazoa, Arthropoda, Insecta, Diptera, Sciaridae. The record is from RefSeq and is a predicted model, not a curated record.
GUUGUCGAUAAUCACGAUUCAGUCAUUUUAAGUUGCAAAUUCAAGUUGAGAGCAGCGAUUGAAAAGUGCUGUUUCAACAGAUAACGUUUUAAUAUUUAAGAGGUUAGACGUUGAACAUGGCUAAGAUAGCUUUAAUUUUGUUGCACGUUUUGCUCGCCUCGAGUGCAGUGUUAUCGACGAGGGUUACUGUGGGUGGUAAAGAUUUUACGCAUAUAGGGCGAUUUACGUCGCGGAGAAGUAUUCAGGAGAUUGACGAAUUUGAUUACUUCAUUAGUGUCGUUCCUAACACAUGGACAGGUGCAGAUAACGAAUGUCCAUUCUUUUUCGGAGAAAAUGCAACCCUGGUCGCGAUAGAAAGUGUUGAAGAGUGGGACUUUUUGAAAGUGAAAUUGGAAAGCUUCGGUUCGGUUUAUUGGACAGGCGGAAUGUAUUUCCCACAAAGCCGUGUAUGGGGAUGGUCAGCUAAUAAUCAACCUUUUCCACCAUUCGCUCCAUGGGAUCAAGGGCAUCCAACAGCUAAUCCAACUCCGUUGCAUCGUGUAAGCAUUGCACAUUGGAGUAGACAUUUGGCUUUUUGGAGAUCGGCGCCUUACACUGAACUAUAUCCCUACAUUUGUGAGAUACAACGUCAAACGCGAGCAGUAGAUUGCUACAAUGAAAACGAUUUAAUCAUCGUUCUUGACUCAUCUGGAAGCAUUGGUUCGGGGAAUUAUUUAACGACGUUGAGCUUUGUUGAGAGACUAGCAUCCGCGUUCACUGUAUACGACCCCAGUAGACUCGCGUUCAUAAUUUUCAGUGACGCCGCUCAAUUACAAAUCCAUUUGACCAAUUCAUAUUCGCGUGAAUUCAUCAGCAGAACUAUUCUCGACACACCAUAUUUGGGCAGUGGGACCGCUACUUGGCUAGGCAUCGACUUAGCAAUUGCACAAUUCGAAUCAUCGCCUCGGGAUGUUCCAUUAAAUAUGGUAGUUUUGACCGACGGUAUGUCCAACGAUGAGGCUUUGACGAUUGCAGCUGCCCAGAGAGCCAGUGCACGAGCUAUUCGAAUGUUUUCCGUUGGAAUUACAGACGCAACCAAUCCGGCAGAAUUACUCGUUCUUGCAGGAGGUGUUAGGGAACGAGUAUUUUCUACCGAAACGUUCGAUGAAUUAAUUUAUUUGCUAGCUCCAGUUAGUCUUACAGUAUGUUCGGAAAAUUAAAGCCAAAAAUUCGAUUAGUU